Molecule: messenger RNA, 628 nt
Organism: Cydia strobilella
Lineage: Eukaryota; Metazoa; Arthropoda; Insecta; Lepidoptera; Tortricidae
Product: NADH dehydrogenase [ubiquinone] 1 alpha subcomplex subunit 8-like
Exons: 1
Coding region: 57-596 (179 amino acids)
Biological process (GO): mitochondrial electron transport, NADH to ubiquinone
Source: RefSeq, a predicted model, not a curated record
UGGUGCAAAUAGUUCUAUAUAUUUUUGAAUAAUAAUAGUAUACCUAAUAAAUCAAUAUGGUGAUAACUAAAGAUGUAACUCUACCAGAUUGUGAAUCAUUAACCGUGCAAGAAAUCAACCUGUCCACCCCGACACUGAUGUCCGCUGCCCCUUACAUCGGGAAACUAUGUGAAAAUGUCAACAACGAAUUCAUGCUUUGUCGGCAAGAAACCCAGGACCCUCGCGCUUGUGUGGAUCUCGGAAAACGUGUAACAUUUUGCGCUCUAAAAGUUUUCCGUUCGAUUAAAGCUGAAUGCCGCAAUGAAUUCAACCAAUACGCUGAAUGCAUCAAUAAGAGCUCGGGAGAUAACAGUUUUGAGCACUGUCGAAAGACGCAAGCUGUGUUCGAUAAGUGCAUGAAAGAUAAACUGUGUGCUGAGCGGCCGGACUUCGGAUACUUUUGCCGAGGGCGCGUACACAAGAGUCGCAGUGAACCACAGCCCGGGCCUCCUUGCCCGUGCGUACCCAAGUUUAAAGAUCCGACUCCUUCAUUGCCGGACUGCGACAAUCGUAAACCGGCCCGAUUUGGUAGUCGGUUUUUUUGGAUGACAGAAUAGUUAAAACCUACAACAACGUAGCUCCGCACUCC